Messenger RNA from Aspergillus caelatus, 501 nucleotides. RefSeq lists its product as uncharacterized. The record is from RefSeq and is a predicted model, not a curated record. The annotation marks the transcript as partial. The transcript has a single exon. Lineage: Eukaryota; Fungi; Ascomycota; Eurotiomycetes; Eurotiales; Aspergillaceae.
CAAUCGCAGGUCGACGCACACGUUGCCCAGCUCCAGAACCAGCUCAGCCGAUGUGACAGUGUGAUCUCCUGGGUCCGGACGUGGAACAGCUGCAUUGGACGGUUCUUCAAAAACACGUUCGGUCAGCCUGCGCACUGCUUCGGGCGUGCACAUAUGGAUUCCAUUCUCUCCACAUACGAGAAGAUGCAAAAUACCCUGUUCAAUGCAGAUGGUGGGGAGGUUGGCAACACGGUAACAGAUCAUCUACGAAGAAAGAUACAAUCACAGUUCGGGGUCUCCGACAUCCCAGACGCUUUUUUCUUCCUUCCCGCCGAGCUUGGCGGCUUAGGCCUGCGUAACCCUUUCAUCUCUGUCCUCCUGAUGCGGGAUUCAGUGGACCUAUCCCCGAUCGAGCGUAUCGAACGCUUCAAAAAAGGAGAACAUGGAAGGUACGCCUUCGCCAAAAAGACCUUCGACGAAAUGUCCGAGAAAACACGCCGCCGUCGCGCCGAAACCGUCAAU